Messenger RNA from Brienomyrus brachyistius, 2000 nucleotides. RefSeq names its product E3 ubiquitin-protein ligase NEURL3. The transcript is spliced from 4 exons. The record is from RefSeq and is a predicted model, not a curated record. NCBI's taxonomy places the organism in Eukaryota, Metazoa, Chordata, Actinopteri, Osteoglossiformes, Mormyridae. Gene Ontology annotation, molecular function: ubiquitin protein ligase activity. Bases 168 to 1064 code for a protein of 298 amino acids.
AGUGCAGUUUAUCGCCGCCCUGACACAUCCUUUGUAUACAAACUAGAGCACAUGGGCUGUAAAUUUAUGCGCCUGCGGAGGAUCUUACGGAAUCAUUUGUGCGCCUCUAACCAUUGCGAAAACACACCUGUUUUCUUCGGCAGGACGUCGCUGCUCGCAAAGUCAAGAUGCCAGAUCGGGACAAUAUAUGCACAAGACGCGAUUCAUCGCACUGCUGUAGCGGGCGCUGCCUGGGACCCCUUUCGUUCUACACGGGGGCCACGGGGGCCAGGGUGACCCUGAGCUCGGACGGCCGGCGGGCAGAGCGGGUUGGGAACACCUUCCGGGAUGGGCUGGUCUUCAGCAGUCGGCCCGUGAAGGUGCGGGAGCGGGUACGCCUGCGUGUGGAGCGCUCCGCCCCGCAAUGGCACGGCGCUCUGCGGGUGGGUUUCACUGCCAUUCGGCCCACGCACCGGACCCUGCCCUCCUUCGCCAUCCCCCACCUCACCGAUACACCCGGGUACUGGGCCGGUAUCGUACCCGAGGUAUGCUCCCAUCCUGGAUCCGAACUGCAGUUCUGGGUCACGCCACACGGAGAGCUAAAGCUGAAGGUACUAGGGACAGAGAAGAUCUUGCUGAAAGGCGUGGAUGUGAGACAGCCACUGUGGGCCAUGAUCGACGUGUAUGGUCAGACUUCCGCGGUGCUCCUUUUGGGUUCCAAGAAAAAGAAUCUGUUUUCUGUCCAAACGUCUUGUCCAGUCCCAGUGCCACCUCCAGUCUCCUCACGGGACGGGCUGGCAUCUCAUAUCAACAGCAACGUCUUUCCUUCUCACGCUACUUUGAGCCUGGAGUCUCUAUGGCCACCUAUGGACCCCUGGUACUUUCUCUCUGACAAUGAGCAGAUCACAGGAGCUUCCGAAAACUGCGUUGUCUGUCUCUGCCAGAAGUCCACAGUCAUUCUUCGCUGUGGACACCAGUGCCUCUGCCUCGAGUGUGUGGACAGGGUUUGUGUCAUCUUUAGGGAGUGUCCUCUGUGCCGGGAGCCGUUCUCGGACCUUCUCGAUGUCAGCCUGGCUCCCAGCUAACACCUCACUCCACGAGGAGGACUUAUAAGACAGAAGGGAUGUUCCCAGUGAGUGUGUUGGGAGAAUUCCAGCUGAGCCAUUGAAUGUAAUCUCCCUUUACGGUUUAUCAUUUACAGAUUUGCCUAACAAAGAAUGGAGACAAGUAAGCACUAUGGUUUAAUGGAUGAAGCUCAUGACUACUAACUAAACCAAUAUGCUGACUGAGAAGGCAAGAUCAGAUAUACUCUCACUUUACCAUCUGUGUUUAAUAACAAAUGGAAUAGCAGUCUAUCAGUUUGAUUGCAGCACUGACCUAGUUGCAUAUUGUCAAACUCUUCUACCUCCUGUGCCUGAUAUUUAAGCUUUUCUCCAAGCCCUCACUAACCCAUGACUUGGGGAAUGAGCUGCCCAUUGUCCAGGACACUUAUCACUGCAUCAACUCUAACCUAAGCAGCUAGUUUCAUACAAAGCAGGCCUCUCCUGAAUCUUCAUGUUUUAUUCAAUGAAGACAAUACAAUUUUAGAGCUGUUUUAACGACACAAUAUGUACAUAAUGUACAUCCAUGCACAAAUGUUCUGCGACUGCUUAUGAAAUUCGAGAUCACAGGCAGCCUGGAACACGUGAUGUAAAUCGGGAUGCAUAUGAAAUAUACAUAUAACUUUGUAAAGCUUGAAUUUCAGUUAAUAAGUGAAAAGUUGCAAUGGGUAGCUAUUAUUUUGUUAUUAAUGCAACUAAAAACAAAUAUCAUUUGAAUCCUGGAAUUAUGAGAACUUAAAUUGACUGUGAAAAAGCAAAUGGAAUGCAUUUAUCUUGUACAUAUGUAUAAUUUAUAUAAUUGUAAUGGAAUGUAUUUGUGAAUAUAUGAAAAAAGAUGAAUUAUGUCACUUGGAUGACUAAGACAUUAAUAUUUUUAUAAAGGGUAACUUUCAUUAUGUGCAAUAAAGCGUCCAAACGAAA